AUGGAAGCAGCAGAUGACUUUGACGACAUCAUUCUGUCCUCGGACAGCACCGCAGAUGAAGUGGACUCCGCAGGAUCCCAAGAGUCUGUGCUCAUUGGCCAGCUUACAUCUUGUAAAGGAUUUAUAAGCAUGGUAAAGCAUCAGAAUGCACUGCAGGAAUAUGAGUGGGCCAUCCAGAGAGAGACUACUCAUAGCCCCAACCUGUCACACAAGUUGUCCCAGUUAAAGGUGGAGAAUGAGAAGUUGAGACAGAUCUUCAAAGACACAUGUGACAUUAGGUCUGCCUUGGAGCUCCAAAAGCUGGAGCUAGAGACUGACCUGAAAAACCUCAUGUUUACUCUGAAGCACGAGCAAGAGAAGCAUUGUGACACUACCAUGCUCUACAACAAGACCUGUGAGCAACUGAAGGCUAUGGAGACACAGUAUCAUGCAGAAAUGGAGGAGAGGCAGAAAGUGGAGCUCAUGAUGAAGAACCUGGAGCUGGAAAUGAAGAUGCUUGAUGGCAGCAUGAAGCAGGCCAUGUCCCAGGUUACACAGGCAAAUGAUCGUGAAAAGGACCUCCUGCAUGAGAACCGCAAACUCCAGGAGCAGGUGAUCUCACUCAAGUUGGAGCUGGACUUGAGUCGCACUCGCAGUCAGCAGGAUGAGAACUGGUUCUCUACCCUCAGGGAAAAGCUAGACGAUACCAGGAAAGAACUAAAGCUCAAAGAAGAGUUGUUGGGGGAAACAAUCAUUCAGUACAAUGAGCAGCUCAGUGCCCUCAGGGCUGAGUGCACUCUGGGCAUAGCCAAAUUGGAGCAUGAGAAGCAGGCCCGGGAGGAGCUGGAGCUGGAGGCUGAGACAGCACGGGCCCGGCUAGCAGCCACCUUGCAGGAACUGGAGCGCAGCCAUGUGGCACACGCUGACUUGCAGCGGGCACUGCAACGAGAGCGAGAUGAUGAUCAGCGGGCCCGGGAGAAGCUAGAGAUGGAGGAGGCUAGCCAGCGAGAAUCAAUCCACAGCCUCUCUCAGCAACUGGGUGCCGCAAAAGCCUGGGUCAGCAGCUUAGAGCAGGAGCUUCACCAUACCAAGCUCUCCCUCAGUGAGAAAAGCCUGAUGUUGGAGACAGUACAGAAGGAGCACAGCCAAACCCAGGCUCGGCUUGCACAGCUGGAAUCUAUCCUCAAGGCCAGACGGGAACAAGCUGAGCGGGCCACAGCGCGGCAGAAGGUCACUGAGGAGCAUUUGGCACAAGCACAUCAAGAGGUGGCACUCCUCCGCCAGCAGCUGCAGGAAUCCCAAAGCACUCAAGGACAUUGCAGUGAGCUGCUGGCAAAGCUGCGUGCUGACUGUGAGAAAAGGGUGACAGUGGCAGAAGACAAGACUAAGGAGCUGCUGGUCAAGAGUGCAGAACUCCAGGAAAAGCUCAAAAGGCGGGAGAAGGAGAAAGAGGAGGAAGAGACUGCUGUAAGGCAGCUGAAACAGGAGCUAGCUGACAUGCUCAAGAAAUUAUCGGCAUGUGAGGCAUUGCUUGAAGUCAACCAGCAGCAUCAGGCUGAUUUUGAAGAGGAAAAAAAACGCCUGCUGUGGGAUGUUGAAAGGUUAAAAGGAAAGCUGCAGGACAGUGAGGAACAGUAUGUUGAGGCUGAACGUCUCAUUCGUGAUCUGAGGGAUGCCCUGGACAGCAAGGAGUGCAAUGUUAUCACCACUUCUCAAAAGCUCCAGGAAGUCCUGUCGGCCUCAGCGGGUACAGAUAAGACUGUGAAGCAGCUGGAGGAGGCCGUGCAGCAGCUGGAAAGUGAGAACACCAGGCUGGAGACCCUCACUAAGCAGCAGACUCACAGCAUUGAAGCGCUACAGAAAGGAGCACUGGAGGCAGCAGCGGUGAAGAAUCACUUGGAGGAUCUGGUCACAAACCUACAAGGCAGCAAGAUGAACCUGGAAGAUCAGCUGAAUCAAGAGCUGCUGAAGAAGAACAUGCUGUCGCAAAAUGUCGAGGACUCCCAUCAAUUGUGGGAAGAGGAGCUAAAGAUUAGAUCCAAGCUGAGUCUGAGUUUGGUAACGCUGGAGAAGGAGAAUAAGGAGCUGUCCACACAGUUGGAAGUUGAAAAGAAGAAAGUUAAGAAGAUAUCAGACCAGAAGAGAUCAGUAUAUAUAAGGCUAGAGCAAGAGAUGAAAAGAAACACUGAUUUACAGAAGGAAACAUGCAGGAUGAAGACCUUGGUAAAAUUGGCAAAAAAAAAAUUAAUGGAGCAAGGGAAAGCAGAAUCUGGUCUACAGUCUGACAGCCUGCAAGAGAAGAUGAAACACAGACAGGCAGAAGCCGAUGUUGAUAGGAUCAAGUCCAAACUGCAGGAGCUCUCCUCACACCUGGACAAUGAGGCAGCAACAUGCAAGAGGUUGGUGACGGUAAACCAGGACCUAAAGGAAAAGCUCUUGUCUUUCAAAGACUUGGCCAAAAGUCACGAACAGCUGAAGAGGAGCAAGAGGCAGCUGGAAGAAGAGGUAGCAGGCUUGCGGCGGCAAAUUCAGUCUGGUGUGAUGGAUCGCAGUCAGGCUGAACUGUACCGCAGGGAGAUAGAGGAACGAGUGCUUCGGGAAGUUCGGCAGAAGUUGGAGGAAGUCAGCCUCUGCUUGCAGAACCAGGCUGCUUCACAUGAUGCACAAGAGCAGAUGAAAGCAUCGAAUGAGGCUAGUGUAUGGACCCAGAUGGAGCAGCGCCUUCAGGAGAUGGAGAAUGAGCUGGGUAGACUCCGCAGCAACCAUCUGGAUAGUUUGUCCCAGAGGGACUCCAUGCAGGCCGAAUUGGAUCACUUCCGCAAGCUCUACAGCAAGGAGCACAAGCUGCGCAAGAGCCUGACUGCGAAGAUGGAAAGGUCUUAUGAUCAUCUGGCAAGGAUCCACAACAGGUUGCCAGCUGAGUGCCAGCGGAAGUCCCUCAUUUCCAGCAGAGUUGCCAGAGGAAGUCUGAAUGGUCCCCAUGUCCCACUUCAGCCCCUCAGUUUUGUCACGGCAUGCGGAGCUACACUUGGUUUUCCCAACAACAACUUGGCCUUGGCUAACAGAUUUGUCAGCCCAACUGGGGACAUACAAAACUGCAAGGUGGAGACCUAUAUAGUCAAGAUGCAAAAUGAUUUGGAUAAAAAAGUAUCAAAAAAACUGGAUCAUGUGUUGUUAGACAAGGAUGAAUCACCCUGCAUAUCCCCGCUGGGCUUAGUGACCAGCUCCCAAAAGAGCCUCACUGGUGAGCAGGAAGCUAUAGACUACCGGAGGAUUGUCGGGGACAUGGAGCCCAUCAAGAGCCGGUGCACCCCCAGCGAGGGAGAGCACCUCCUGCAUGGGCUGCCUAUCCAUGGAUAUCUCCAUGGGCACAAGACUGCUGCCCAGCGCUACAGCGCCACCCGCAGACAGGCAGGCUAUGAACCAGAGAGGUGA
Messenger RNA from Scleropages formosus (Asian bonytongue), 3414 nucleotides. Its product is annotated as ankyrin repeat domain-containing protein 26-like. The transcript is spliced from 19 exons. The record is from RefSeq and is a predicted model, not a curated record. Bases 1 to 3414 code for a protein of 1137 amino acids. Lineage: Eukaryota; Metazoa; Chordata; Actinopteri; Osteoglossiformes; Osteoglossidae.